CUUCCGCCAUCCGCUCACUUUCUACUUUGUAGGAUUGUGAGUGGGGUGUGUGGGGCGCUCCGCGUUCUUGCACCCUUUGCUCACCUAUUUUUGUGCCAAAACACAAAAUACAUAAAAAUAUCGUAAAAGAAAAACCCAUUUGUGGCCUAGUUCCGAACCCCAGCAAGAAAACAUGAACUCAGCAGGCCAGAACUACCCCAUGGCGUCUCUGUACGUCGGGGACCUGCACCCCGAUGUCACAGAAGCUAUGCUGUUUGAGAAGUUCUCGACGGCCGGGCCGGUGCUUUCCAUCAGAGUGUGCCGGGACAUGAUCACCAGGCGCUCGCUGGGAUAUGCCUACGUGAACUUCCAGCAGCCGGUUGACGCCGAGCGCGCCCUGGACACGAUGAACUUUGACGUGGUGAAGGGCCGGCCCAUCCGCAUCAUGUGGUCGCAGCGGGACCCGUCGCUACGCCGCUCCGGCGUCGGCAACAUCUUCAUCAAGUCACUGGAUAAGACGAUCGACAACAAGGCCAUGUACGACACGUUCUCGGCCUUCGGCAACAUCAUGAGCUGCCGCGUGGCUACCGACGAGAACAGCGUCUCCAAGGGCUACGGCUUCGUGCACUUCGAGACCGAGAAAGCGGCCACUGAGGCGAUCGAAAAGGUCAACGGUAUGCUGCUGAAUGGCAAGAAGGUGUUCGUCGGCCGUUUCAUCCCGCGCAAGGAGCGCGAGAAGGAGCUGGGAGAGAAGGCCCGUCGCUUCACGAACGUCUACGUCAAGAACUUCGGCACCGAACUGGACGAGGAGAAGCUGAAGGAGAUGUUCGAGCAGCACGGUGCCAUCACCAGCCUGAAGGUGGUCACCAGCGAGGACGGCACCGCCAAAGGCUUCGGCUUCGUGAGCUUCGAGGAGCCGGAGGCGGCUGAAGCAGCUGUGAACGAGCUGAACGGCAAAGAAAUAAACGGCAAGACGCUGUACGUGGGCCGCGCCCAGAAGAAGGCCGAGCGCCAGCAGGAGCUGAAGCGCAAGUUCGAGCAGAUCAAGCUGGAGCGCAUGAACCGCUACCAGGGCGUCAACCUGUACGUCAAGAACCUGGACGACGGCAUCGACGACGAGCGCCUGCGCCGCGAGUUCGCCCAGUUCGGCACCAUCACCAGUGCCAGGGUGAUGAUGGAGGACGGCCGGAGCCGCGGCUUUGGCUUUGUGUGCUUCUCGUCGCCCGAGGAGGCCACCAAGGCCGUCACCGACAUGAACGGCCGCAUCGUCUCCUCCAAGCCGCUGUACGUGGCGCUGGCGCAGCGCAAGGAGGACCGCAAGGCGCACCUGGCCAGCCAGUACAUGCAGCGCAUGACGGGCAUGCGCAUGCCCGGAGUCAGCCCCAUGUUCCAGGCGGGCGCCGGCGGCUACUUCGUGCCGACCAUGCCGCAGGCGACGCAGCGGUUCUACCCGCCGGCGCAGAUGGCGCACCAGAUGCGGCCGGGACCGCGCUGGCAGCAGCCCGGCGGCCAGAUGCGCCUGGGCGGCCAGGCGCAGCCGGGCAUGGCGGCGCCGUUCCGGGCCCAGGCGCAGCGUCAGCCGGCGCCCGGCGGCGUCAUGCGCGGCCUGCAGGCGCAGGCGCGCCCCAUCACCGGCCAGCAGGCGCUCAUGCCGGCCGGCAUGCAGCCGCGCCCCAUGGCCCCGCAGCCCGGCCCCAUGGCACAGCCGCGUCCCAACUACAAGUACACGUCCAACAUGCGCAACCCGCCGCAGCAGCUGGCGGGCGGCGUGGUGGCGCAGCCGCCGCUGGCGCCGCAGCCGCUGGCGCAGCCGGCCGUGCGCGUGCAGGGUCAGGAGCCGCUGACGGCCAGCAUGCUGGCGGCGGCGCCCGAGCAGGAGCAGAAGCAGAUGCUGGGCGAGCGGCUCUACCCCAUGAUCCAGCGCAUGUACCCGGAGCUGGCCGGCAAGGUGACCGGUAUGCUGCUGGAGAUCGACAACUCUGAGCUGGUGCACAUGCUGGAGCACCACGAGUCGCUCAAGGGCAAGGUGGACGAGGCGGUGGCUGUGCUGCAGGCGCACCAGACCAAGCAGCCGGCCGCGGCCGACGCCGCCCCGGCCGCCGCCGCCGUCGCCGCCACUGGCGCUAAGGAGUAAACCCCUGGCGCGCCGCCCCCGCUGACUGUCCGUCGGCGCGGCGGCCGCUGGGACUGUAAAAAAAUAGCAAAACGGGAAAACCCAUGUAAAAAUGUAACGCCGUCGUGGGCGUCGGCCGACUAGUUAGCGGUUGGGGUUCGGAACUUAGCCACAAGCGUCGUAGCCUCGGGGCGCGCGGCCGCCGCCAGCGCGCGGCGGUCGGCGGCGCCCCGCCUUCCGCUGUCUCCGCUCCCUAUCCUGUGCGGCCCGCCCCGGCCGUGGCACGCGCUGCCGGGGCGGCCGCCCGCUAUCCCCUGCGCGCGGUCCAGCCGCAGGCUCCACGCCUAUCGUCACCGAGAAAACUGCCAAAAAAAUCGCAAAACAAAAAGCAACCAUUGGAGACGGCACGCUGGGGGUGAACUGUGCCCCCGGCCGGCGCGUGCUCCCGCUGACUGAUUCUGUGAGUGGAAGCGUUUGAAUAUCAUCAAAUUGGUUGAUGCAGGAUGGGCGUGCGGGCACGCCCGCGCCCAUCCCCACUCCUAGUCGAGUGGUGCCGCCUUUCUGUUGUGGCCAGAACUACUCCCUCCAGGAGAGUGAGGGCUCUGUAGAGCUAAGUACGAGUCAUUGUCCAUCAAGAUGAUACAUGUAUAAAAUGACAAAACAUCUUUUUUAUAAAAAGCUCAAAACAUGCUCUCGCUUAGGGAGAUUGAGAAAGCUCAUAACAGAAAGUGUCAGAAAAACCUUUUAAGAAUAAAAAAAUAAACCCAGCCUGAGUCCCAUUAUGAAAACGUUUUAAUGUGCGAGCUGUAAGGGUGUGAUAGCGUCAGUCGCCUUCACUGUGUUUGUGGAGCGGUGAUAGAGCCAGAACAUCAGCUUUGACCGCCCGUGCUACAUUAUUCCUCUUCCGUGUCAUUUGCUUUUGCUGUCUUGCGUUCUGACGUUCUUCGUUUCGCAAUAAAUUUCCUUCUGAAC
Molecule: messenger RNA, 3064 nt
Organism: Pollicipes pollicipes
Lineage: Eukaryota; Metazoa; Arthropoda; Thecostraca; Pollicipedomorpha; Pollicipedidae
Product: polyadenylate-binding protein 4-like
Exons: 5
Coding region: 173-2113 (646 amino acids)
Molecular function (GO): RNA binding
Source: RefSeq, a predicted model, not a curated record